AACCUCUAAAGACAGAAGAUCAAACGGGAUCCAUGUGGAUAUGCAUGCCAAACCCCUAGAAAUCUUUCAAACACUCGUGAAAAAUGGCUUCUUCUUCUGCUCUCUCUUCUCGUCUUUCGUGAUCAUCUUCUUAAUCUUUUCUCUCCCCUCUCCCUUCCAGUACUGCGCUCUGGAAAGCCCACAAAACCCUCAACCUUUCACUUCUCUCUCGAACCCUUCCAAAACCCACCUUCACAAAAUCCUCCUCUUCAAUUAUUACCAAAUCCUAUCACCACUCAUUUUCCCAGCCCAGACUGAGAUGCCCAUUUCAUAGUUUUGAUGAUCCUCUUACUUAACUCGGUCAAAGCCAUAUCUUGGUGGCUUUUGCUGCUUUCAGGAUUAGAUUUCAGUUUCGACAACUGGGUUACUCAUCUGCUGUCAGAUCUUCGUACCAUAGAUUUCUCUCACUUCUGCGCUGCAUUCUCUACUACUAACUUUUUCUUUGGUAGACUUCUUUGAGUUUUGACCUCGAACUUCUUGGUGGGUUCUAGGUUUCCAUUAAUUUGGAUAGCUGCUACCCUUAAUCUGCUUUGACUUUUGACGAAGAAUUGAUUUUGAAGAAACCAAUUUGAAAGCUUGCAGUGAUUGUGGCCAUAAUUCAAGUGGGUUUUCGACCCUUUUCCAUCUCCACCGGGCAAAUUCAUCUUCCAGCUGUGUAAUCAGGGUUGAUUAUACUCUUCUCUUGGUGCUGUCUGUCAAAAUGACCGGAAGUGGUCACUGUUUUGUGGAGUGGAAAGAGCAGUUUAUUUCGCAGGAGCGUGGAAAUCGUGUGGUUCACUAUUUCCUGAAGGAUUCUGCCGGAGAAUCUAUCAUUGCCGUUGUGGGAACUGAGCGGAGUGUUAGGCAUAUGUUCUAUGUGGUUGCUGAGGAGUUUGUGCAGGUUUACGGUGCUGAAAAUUCCAUUCAUGCUGGUUUCAAGUGGAGGUCAAGAAGGGAGGUUGUGGAUUGGCUUACAUCAAUGCUAUCAAAGCAGCAUGUACAGGGUGAUGGAUCCAAAACACUACAAGGUGUAGAAUCAGUAAAUGGGCUUGGUGGUCAACAUAUGCAGGGCUGUCUUUCGAAAAAUCCCAGUGGACAUGAUUCAGACAUCGUGUGGUCAGGCAUUGCAUGGACAUGUGGGAAACAACUGAAGCAUUAUCCUGCAUUCUGCAGGAAUGCCACUACAAUAGCAAUCCAAUCGUUUGUCUUUGUCAUGGCUAAAGGACAGAAUCAUUAUCUUGCUUACUUGGAAGAUAUGUAUGAAGACAAGAGGGGACAGAAAAAAGUAAAAGUGAGGUGGUUUCACCACAGUGAGGAAGUCAAGGGUGUAGUUCCUCUAAGAAAUGCUCACCCACAAGAAGUUUUUAUCACACCUUAUUCACAAGUCAUAAGUGCAGAGUGUGUUGAUGGUCCUGCCAUAGUCUUAACUCGUGAACAUUAUGAGGAAUGUUUUGCUGCUUUUCCUGAUGCUUUAUCAACGAGAAUACAUUUGUGUUUUAGGCAAUUUAGAAGCAAAAAAGUAAAGCCCUUUGAUUUGAGUAAAUUGCGUGGCUAUUUUGAUCAACCUAUUCUCUCUUGUUUGAAUUCCAAAGCCUUUCUAGGGGCUGAGCGCAUAGCCUGUGGACUAACUGAAGAAGAUGAAGUAUUGAAUCCAAGCGAGAACAUAAAGCUGGGAGCCAAGAGGACCAGAAGCAGCAGUGUGUCUGAAGCAUUUGUGACAGAUCAUUUAGGAGUUGGAGUUUCUGGUAGUCAGAUUAUGGCUUUUGACUCGUCAUACCUGAACUUAAGAUAUGGUUUGUCAGGCAAAACAUUGCUUCCCCUCAAGUGCGUAGAGUCCCACCAAUGGUAUAGCCAUCUAUUUAAGGUUGAUCAAAAGAUUGAGCUGUUGUGCCAAGAUAGUGGUAUACGGGGUUGCUGGUUCAGGUGUACAGUCUUGCAGGUGUCUCGAAAACAGAUAAAAAUACAAUAUGAUGAUGUGCAGGAUGAAGAUGAGUAUGGCAAUCUUGAGGAAUGGGUCCCAGCUUUCAAAUUGGCUGUGGCUGAUAAACUUGGCAUGAGGCGCUUAGGCCGCCCAACAAUGCGACCAGCCCCUCCUCCGAAUGAACAAACAGACCCUGCUCUCGAAGUUGGGUCUGCAGUGGAUGCAUGGUGGAGCGAUGGGUGGUGGGAAGGUGUAGUAACUAAAAUCGAUAACAAUGGUGGUGAUGUUCUGCAAAUUUACUUUCCAGGUGAAAACUUAUUUUUGGACAUGCACAAAAAGGAUGUACGGAUUUCCAGAGAUUGGGUGGGCAAUCAGUGGAUUGAUAUUCAGGCAAAACCUGACAUACUCUCAGCCAUAUCGGCUACAACUAGCCCUGAAACAAAAACAUCCAUUUCCUUGAUGAUUAACAAGGACCUGGCAUCUGAUCUUGUUGCUAUGUCUUGUGUCGAAGUUCCUACCAGUGCUAAACCUAAUACUAUUGAAGAGAGAAAACCUGAGUUUGCUCUGUUAAGUGAUUCUGAUAGCCAUCUUGAAGCCACGGAAUGUGUUGACCAUGUGAUGCCUCCAACAACAGGUUCCAUAGGCAACAAGGAUGGUUGUGAAGACAUCAAUAUCAGUCAUGGUAAAGGUGAAGUUGCAGGUGAUGAUGAAGUUCAGGGCAAUGGUCAGGUUGAAGUAGUUGGUGAUGUUAAUGACUGUGCUGACAAGAUAGACGUGGAAGUCUCGGAGACUUCUGAGAAGAAUAGUAAAGCUACAGAACUCAUGGAAGUGAUGGCAUAAGAUGUUUAAAAAGAGCUUUGACUGCAUCAUCUCUAAAUUGUCAUGGUGCUGCUGGUUAUAGCUAACGUGGAAUUGUGGAUGGUUCUCAUUUGGUGGUCAGGAUGCUUGUAAAUAAUAACAGGAGAAUCGCUGCUUCUCAACCCUUCUUACCUCCACGUCCACGUCCAUAGAUGUACAGGAACUAAGAUUUGUAAGAUUUCCGUUGUCAGUGGUUGUAUAAUUGGGAUUGGAGUUAAGAUUACUUUGGUCAGAAGCCCUCUAAUUGAUUCGGCUCCCUUGGUGGUUCAUGCUUUUGUGAUUCUCGCUUGUAAGUUGCAUCAUCUACCAAACCUUUGGCUCUUGUAAUAUCAAAAUAAUUAGUUGUUUCUA
Populus nigra (black poplar) is the source of this 3148-nucleotide messenger RNA. RefSeq lists its product as uncharacterized. Lineage: Eukaryota; Viridiplantae; Streptophyta; Magnoliopsida; Malpighiales; Salicaceae. Gene Ontology annotation, molecular function: chromatin binding. The coding region runs from base 740 to 2779 and encodes 679 amino acids. The record is from RefSeq and is a predicted model, not a curated record. The transcript is spliced from 7 exons.